Messenger RNA from Malus domestica (apple), 417 nucleotides. Its product is annotated as lecithin-cholesterol acyltransferase-like 1. The record is from RefSeq and is a predicted model, not a curated record. NCBI's taxonomy places the organism in Eukaryota, Viridiplantae, Streptophyta, Magnoliopsida, Rosales, Rosaceae.
AUGGUUUUGAUGUUGUACAAGUGUCAGGCAGGAGUUACCAACCUCCACCCUCUAAUCUUAAUACCUGGGAAUGACAGGAACCAGCUGGAAGCCCGGUUAACCACCGACUACAAGCCCUCCGGUUUGUUAUGCAACCGUUGGUACCCGUUUCAGAAGAAGAAGGACGGCUGGUUCAGGCUGUGGUUCGACCCGAUCGUCCUCAUCGCUCCGUUCACCAGCUGUUUUGCUCAGCUAAUGACGCUUUAUUACGACGCAGUUUCAGAUGAUUACCACAAUGCCCCUGGGUCCAGACUUGGGUCCCUCACUUUGGUUCCACCGUGUCACUUCUCUACCUUGAUCCCUGUCUCAAAGACUGACAGCUAUGGUGUCACCACUGGGUCCCGUGCUCCCUACCAGCUCCGAAGCUGCCACCGUUGA